GCCGAGCGAACGCGCAGAAGACCCUCGUCCUUUCCAAGAGUGACCUACUUCUCGCCUCUCACUUUCGUAGGCUGAUUGCAGGCCGCGGGAUUACAGGGCCGCAGCAUCUCUUCGUCCCCACGUGUGUAUCGAGCGAGGAGAGGGGGUGGAAUCGGGCGGAAGGAAGGCCAUAAAGUAGGAUUUGAGGAGGAGGUUUUCGUGCCUUGAGGCCUUGGGUCUGGGAAUGCCAAGGUUGAGGACGAGGUUGCAAGUUGAAUCAGAGUUGCAUGCGCUCGUUGCAGGAUCCCGAGGACAUAUGCGAGUGGUGAAGGGACGAGGAAGACGGUGAAAGAAAGAGGGCGGAGAGGAAAGGCAGGAAAUAGAGAGGCAACAGCUAAGAGGAGCAAGAAAAGCCAGGGAGCGUAACCUGAAGCCACACAUGACAAAUUGCAGCUUUUGCAGCCAGUGAUCAUCUAAAAGGAGCAUGACUAAUCAUUGUGCAGCAGAGUUAAUGAAGCUAUGCCAGGAUUGCGGUCGUUGGUAGCUCGGAGGAGGUCAGCUUUGGCAUCCCCCCCAUACUCCUCGGUUCCUACGCCUCCCCACAGCCAGCAGAACAGCCCAUACGCCGAAGAGAACUCGCUGGAAGCAGAGGGGGAAGCUCAUACAUCACCCAGUCAAACCGAAGUCAAUGGAGAUGUAUCUAGUGAGAAUAAGGAAACUGUACCUGGAAAAGAUGAAAAAAAUGACUAUUCAGAGGUAAUAACAACACCACAGGAAUCAGUGCCCAGUGUCAAAGUGUCGGAAGCCAGUGCAAAUGUUAAAGAUGGUGAAUAUAGUGGUAAAGUGAAUGGUAGUAGUUUAAGUGUAGAUCAGAGUGCAAGUAACAAUGAUAAGGAGAGUGAGAAAAGACAGACAGAAAAUGAGUUAAUGGGAAAGCAAGUUGAACUGAAUGGAGGUGGCUCAGUGAAGAGCAGAGACUCAAAUGACAAUGACCAGAAUAGAGGAACAGCUAGUUCACCUAUCGUGAAGAAACAGUUACAGGAAAGUAAGGUUGGCCGCAUAAAUAGAUCUGCAAUGGAGAUUGAAUCAACUCUAGCAAAGAGAGGAGUCACCAUUGUGAGGAGGCUUGUUGACUGCAAAGACUCCAGUAACAAACCCAAGACUGAGGGAGUGCAGGGUCGGGGGAAGGAUUCAGUUGUUGUAAAUGGAACUGUAAUCACAGCAAAUCCUCUAAAUGCUAAGAAAAAUACUGACUCAAAACUUGGAAGAAUAGCUUCGAGUUUGAAAGGCUCAUCAAUAUCUUUGAACACCAGAGGGUAUUUAGGACAACCGCUUCGAGGUGGAGCAACUGUCAGUCCAAAUUCUGGGGGACGACCUCCCAAUAACAUAAGAGAUCUGAAUCAGAGAAAUGCUCCUAAUGCAAAAGGAAUUACCUUGCAGCAUCCAGGCCAGAAAGGUCUUCCCAGACAUCAAAAUCCAAGCGGUUUACCAACUCAGUCAAAUGUAAAAGGUGCUUUAACUCAGCCAAGUGUAAGGCCUAAUCUAAGACCUUCUUUCCCAAGGGAUCCAUUAAUAAAUAAAAGCAUACAAGAUUCAAGGAGGGCAAGGGGAUUUGGUAUAGUCUCAAGUGUCAGUAAUCCAGUGGGAGAACUAAAAAAUCCGAGGUCUGUCUACUCUCCCAGUGUUCAUGGGUCUGCACCAAAGGAUGCACUUGUCAAAGGGUCUGGGGCUUUUCCAAGCCCCAAGAGACCUCUUGACUACACCGACCCAAGGAAAGCAGCACCUUAUAGUAGUCCGAGGAGGGUGUUCUCCCAAGGAAAUUCUCCACAGUCAUGGCCUGGUGCAGCUGGGUCAAGGUCAUUUGCAGCUACACAGCAUCAGAGAUCUAUAACACCCUCGCCGCAAUCAAGAUCAAGUGCCAUGUCACCACAGUUGAGUUCUACUACUUCCCCACAAUCUUCAGCUGUCUCACCACGCUCAACUUCCUCAGUCCCUUCUCCCCAGUCUAAGGUGGGGAAUUAUCAGGCAAGAUCUGGGGAAAUCUCGCCUUACUCCAAAGCACAAGAAGUCUCCCCAGCUUCUAGAUCAGCUGAGGUGUCCCCUCAGUCUAGAGCACCAGAAUUAUCUCCUUCCUCAAGAUCUGCUGAAGUGUCUCCACUCUCAAGAACUUCAGAUUUGUCACCACUCUCAAGAUCAGUUGAAGCUUCUCCUCAGCAUAGAGCAUCAGGAAUUGCUCAACAGUCAAAAUAUCCUCUGGGUUUCUCUCCCCAAACAAGGUCAUCAGAAUUAUCCCCAGCAUCUAGAUCAGGAACCUUGGCUUCACAGACUUCACCCCCAGUUAUAUCUCAGUCCCAGUUAACAGGAUUAGCAUCACAAUCAGUACCUGCUGGCUUGCCAUCCAGUCUUGCAGCAGCUCCAUCUAAUGGUGCAGGACCACUCCAGGCUAACUCUGUAGGGCUACCACCACAGCCUAGUUUGGGUCUUCUCUCUCAGCAAUCCAAUUCACAUAGUCUUUCCCAAGAAUCGCUACCAUUUGGACAAUCUCAGCAUAGCAACUCCUCCAGAAUUUCAGGAUCUGCAAGUUCCAUGGGAUUUCCAGGAUUGCCAACUUCUAGUUUUAUAGGCCGCUCAAGCACAGAAAGUUAUAUACCUGGCAGCAACUCAAGUAAGUUCCCUUUGCAACCAAACUUGGAAGGAUUUUCUUCACAAAUAACUCCAGGAGGUUUCCACUUACAUUCCAGUCCUGCAAACUUUGCAGCACAGUCAAAUCUUCCUGGAUUUCCUAAUGCUGCCAACUCUUGUGGCUUUCCACAGCCAGCAAGUAGUGGAGAAUUUUCAGCACAAAACAGUGGAGGCAUUCCUGAACAGUUGAAUCCAAAUGCUUUUGGUUCACACCCAACUUGCACUGGUUACUCUAAUCAGACCACACCUGGGUACCCACCUCAUUCAUCAUCAGGAGGAUACAGUUUAAAUUCUAAUACAAAUGAAUUUCAUGAAAGUUCACCUGAAGUCCUUGGGUAUCCAAGUCCAAGAAAUUUUCCAAUGCAUGCCAAUUCUCGGGAAUAUUCUGCAUAUUCAAACACAGAAAAUACAUCUGCUUCAGAAAUCUCUUCACACACAAGCCCAAGAGACCUACCAGUAUCACAUACUUCAAGAGAGAUAUCUUUACAGAACUGCAGCCAAGGAAUGUCUUUGAACCCAGUAACAGGGAAUUCCAUGGGCUCUGUAGGACGGGAAUCCCAGGUGCACCCUAAUUAUAACGAAUCACUUGUGCAUCCAAGCUAUCAUGACCCAAGCACAUUUCCAAGAUCCAACCCAGGAGACCUGUCAGUUCUUCCAGAUUUCAGAGACCAUCUACGGCAUGGUUAUAGAGAAACCAAUCUGAUACCUCCCUACAGGCCAGAGACUAUUGCAAAUAGUUUCAGGGAUACUCCCCUACCAAAUACCUCAAGAAAUCCACAGACUGUUUCAAAUUACAGAGAGCUGCCUUUGAUACCAAAUAUCAGUGACAUUCAGUCCCAAACAAGUCCUAGAGGACCAGCUCUACAUAAUAAUUAUAAGGAACAAAAUAUCCCAAAUAAUUACAGGGAGCAUAACAUGAUUGGAAAUUAUGUUGCGUCUCCUGCUCUUACAAAUUUUAGAGAACCAAUGGACCAAACAGGCCAAAGAGAACCACCUUUGCCAGGUUUCAGGGAGACUAUAGCUCACACAAGUCCCAGAGAACAAGUACUCCCAAGUUUUAGAGAAGCCUUAGACCCAGCAAAUUGUAGAGAGCAAAUGCUCCCAGGCUUUAGAGAGACAUUAAGCCAUACAAGUCCAAAAGAACAAGCUAUCCCAACCUAUAAUGAAAAUGUGGAUCAUAACAGUCCAAGAGGUGAAGUCCUUCCAGGCUUCAGUGAAACCUUGAAUCCUGCAAAUCUGAGACCUCAGGUACUACCUAGUUUCAGUGAUACAAUGAAUCAUACAAGUCCAAGAGCUCAAGGCCUUGCUAGCUAUAGAGAACCUGUAGACUAUACUAAUUUUAGAGAACCAUUGGACCCCAACAGUAUUACAGAACCACCUAUUCAGUCAAGGAUAAGGGACAUUGACUAUAAUUCUGAUUAUACAGAGACUGCCAGCCAAGGUCAUAUUGCAGAGCCAUCCCAGAAUACAUAUUCUGAUUAUAGGGCGGACACACAUGUUACAACAGACACCUCACCUGUUGAUUUAAAGUAUAAAGAAACAAGUGACAGGAAUACAUAUACAAAAUCUGUUGUUCUUCCAAGUUUUACUGAAUCAUUUGAAUGUGGAAGCUCUGGUGAAUAUCCAAAAGAUGGAGACAUGCUACACAACUUUGGGGAAUCCUCUGGUUAUGUCACCUCCCGAAGAAACUCAGAGUGUAGUAGAUAUGAACAAGCCCCUUUCUCAGCAUGUGCUCAGUCACCUUCAUAUUCGCCUGCACAUUCUAGUGAAUCACCUUCGCCAGAUGCAAGUUCACCUGCCAUGCAAGGUGCAGAUGGUCAGUGUCAUGAGGCUUCUUCUCAAGAUCUGCAUCAUUGUACUCCCAGCAAUGAAAAAUUGGCUACUCAUGAAUCCCAAGUCAGUGAAGAUUGUAAAGGCACUCCAAGGAACCAUGAUGAAGAAAUAACACAAGAUUUAGGUAAACAUGUCAGAGGGCGUUCAGGCUCACUUGAAAAAUCAGAAGCAGUUGAUGAGACAUCGUACCAUGGUUGCACAAACUCAGAGGGUGUUACUAAGGCAUCAGAUCCUGUCACAAGUGAAGCACAUUGUCAUAGCACAACUAGUAAAAAUCAAGAUACAGUUGCUAAAGGAGAACAAUCAGUUGCUUCAAGCCCUGCAGAAGCUUCAAAUAUUUCCAGCUUGCCAAGCUCACCAAGCAAAUAUGCGACAGUUGGAUCUCCUUCAAAAUUAAAUGCAGGAGCGUCUCCAAGUUCUCAGGAAAGGAUUGUAAUUAAGAUGAAAUUAUUACACAGUGAGGCAAGAAGUGAGAAUGACAAGCACAAAAGGGGAGAAUCUACUAAUGAUUGUAAUUCACGGCUUGAGCAUAGAAACUGCAUACGCUAUCCUAACGUUAAGUAUACUAGAUGGACCAUUGACAGUAUCAUAAAUGGAAGAGAGGAUGGAAAUACUGAUGAAGGAAUUGUUAAAGACAACAAAAAAGAACAGUCCAAUUCGGGAGACGAGGAGGGAAGUGAGUCAUUGAAAAAUAAUAAGCCAAAACAGUCAGAGAAUGGUGGUGAGACCUCAACAAAUCUUGAUACUAAUAAGAAUUUGAUGAAACCUCUGAGGAUUACAAUUCCCAAUCCCCAUAGAACUCGCAUUUAUAAUGAAGGCAGCUUUAGAUAUACAAGAAAGAUGGAUAAUCAUUGUGUUAACAAAGAAACUUCAGGCGACAUCAUAUCACCUGGUAGCAGCAGAAUAACCAGAAGUAGCAGUAGACAGGAGGCUUCAAUUACAGGAAGACAUGGGUAUCCUAUUAGAAAACUGAAGCUCAAGAAUAUGCACUUAGCUUCCCCUUUCCCAAAUGUUGAAAGCCACACCAGUCCAGUCAGUGCCUCACAAAAGUCAUACAAGAGGAGGAGGAGGUCCAGGCGGGACAGUGAAAUGAGUGAUGCUUCUGUGUCCUCAGUGGGUAGUGUUUUAAGUGAAGGUAAUGAUCACUCAGUGGUUGCUCAAAUGAAAAAGUGCAGUAUAGUUAUUAAACGAAUUUAUACAGCGGAUAAUAAUAGCUGUUAUAGCAGUAGUCUGUGUAGUAAAAGAUCCACAGAAAACUCAAAACGUGACAGACCUCGCGGCAGACCAAAAAGGAAAGCAGCUAUGGAGGCCAGUGAAAGGUGUCAUAAAUCUCUGAGAUCACUUGAUAAAUGUGAGAUAAAAUCAAAUAAAAUACCUUAUAAUGGUGCAUUUUAUAAAGGCAGACAGCUGAUGUCAGUAAACCUGACUGCAAAUAAUGCUGAUGUGAAGAAUAUUAUAACACAGUGUUCAGUAAUUCUCUAUGAUGUGUUUAUGAACAGACGCAUAAAUAGCAUGGUAUGCCCUGGAUGCUCUCGAAAUUAUGAUAGUUCUGAUAGUGUCCAGGUCAACAUCAGUAAAGCAACAAUAUCACUCUUGUGCUCUGUUUGUCAGUGGCUCGUGGUCAAGGAUGUUCACCCUCAUGAGGUACAUUCAAUAGCACCCAGCUGAGACAGGUUUAGUCACUAUUGUAUAUAAAUACAUCAAUUAUAAAAAUAUCAGUGAGAGCAUUUACAGCUGUUCAGAGUUUAUAUGAUCUCAUGUGCUGCAUUGUAAUGAAGCUGUUGUUGUCUGUUUUUUGUGUGUAAAUGUGCUUAAAAUGUUCAUGAUGUGCAGGACUUGAAAAAUUUAUGUGCAGUUACAAUAAUAUAUGAAUAUAUUAAUACAGUGAAGCCUAGUCAUUUACUAGCUAAAUAGUAAAGCUUGCUGAGUUACUAAGAAGAGAAAAGCCUUUAUUAAUAAAUUCAUGUAAUGAUGAAAUGAUACAACUAAUUACGUGUAAGGAAAUAUUUAAAAAUAUAAGCCAAUGGAGAUUUAAGCAUUAUCAAAACAGAGUAUGGUCUCGGUCCUUUCUUUCUGUUUGAUAAUUUUAUUGAUUUCCAUUAAUUUUUUUCUCAGGUUAAUAGGCUGUUAGUUGGGAAGGGAACAAGAGAUGAAAGGAAAAGUGGUGGUUUAAGAAAAAAAAAAAGGCUGUUUUUUUGUUGUUGUUGAGUGUACGGGAAAGAAGUAAAACUCCUAAAACUGAUGCAUGGAAACAAAUUAGACCCAGGUUAUAUAUUCAUGUACUUUUUUUUUUUUCUUUCUCCAGCAUCAAAUUUUUGGUUCAAAGAAAAUAGGACACUCUUUAUUUAUUUUUUUUUUUUUAUUAUUAUUAAUAGUAUUUUCUGGAAAAAAAAAAACAUACUUAACCAGAUUUGCAUAAUAGUACACUACAUUUGGAAUUUAAUUUCUUGAAAUGUGUAAUUUUCAUCUUACUAUCUUCAGGAGGCCCAUUGCUGGGUAUCAGUGGCGUCUUCUCUUGUGUUUAUUUAUUGUAUUGAUUGAAAUUAUAUUUUCUUAAUGCAGCACUGUAGGAUAUUAAAGAUAUAAAAUAUUUAUAUCAAAAUAUUGAAAUUUCUGUUUACCUUCAGUUUUAGCCCUUGGAGCUACCAACUUGUGUAGAUAGGUUGUUUUGUUAAUAUUUGUUUGAACAGGUGAUAAGUACAAGUAUCCUACAUAAUUGAUUUCAUUUUUGUGUCUGUCACUUUUGCGAAGGGAAAAUAAAUAUAAUUUCAAAUCAUGCAGUUCUUGUGUAGUAUGCAACUUUUUUUUUUAUAACUUCAUCUAUUGUUUUUAUUAUUUAUUUAUUGCUCUUCUGUUACGCAGAUGUACCUGUAUAUAUUUUUUGUGCAACUGAUUGAGGUAAUCUGUCACCUAUGGAGAGGAAGUUUUAUUAUAUUAACCAUCAGAUUCUCAAAAGCUGUAAACAACCUCUUUGCACUGGUCAUGAAACUUUAAGAGUAAUGGAUACCAACUAUGAUUUUCUGCCUGUUUGCUUCAGGUCUUGAGAGAUGCAUAGUAAACUUGUUCCAUUGA
This is a messenger RNA of Penaeus monodon (black tiger shrimp), 7566 nucleotides long. Its product is annotated as mucin-12-like. Lineage: Eukaryota; Metazoa; Arthropoda; Malacostraca; Decapoda; Penaeidae. The record is from RefSeq and is a predicted model, not a curated record.